Messenger RNA from Lytechinus pictus (painted urchin), 5221 nucleotides. Its product is annotated as phosphoacetylglucosamine mutase-like. Gene Ontology annotation, molecular function: magnesium ion binding; phosphoacetylglucosamine mutase activity. Bases 23 to 1552 code for a protein of 509 amino acids. The record is from RefSeq and is a predicted model, not a curated record. Gene Ontology annotation, biological process: carbohydrate metabolic process; UDP-N-acetylglucosamine biosynthetic process. Lineage: Eukaryota; Metazoa; Echinodermata; Echinoidea; Temnopleuroida; Toxopneustidae. The transcript is spliced from 16 exons.
GGCAAAUCUUCUGGAUUCUGUAAUGUAUAGGAUGGGUAUCCUUGCAGCACUUCGAUCAAAACAGACAAAAGCCACUGUUGGAGUAAUGAUAACCGCAUCCCACAAUCCAGAGGAGGAUAACGGUGUGAAGUUGGUGGAACCUAUGGGUGAGAUGCUAGUUCCAGAUUGGGAACGUUAUGCAACUUGGAUGGCAAACUCCAGCGAUGAGGAUCUUGACAGCACAGUGAAGAAGGUGACCAAAGAAGCAGAAGUAGACCUCUCAGUGCCUGCUAAUGUAUUCAUAGCCAGAGAUACAAGACCCAGCAGUGUAUCUCUUGCUCAGUCUCUGAAGGAUGGUGUCACUGCUAUGGAAAGCCAACUAACGGAUUAUGGUUUGUUAUCAACACCCCAGCUUCAUUAUAUGGUAAGGUGCUACAACACUAAACAAGCAUAUGGACAGCAUACAGAACAAGGCUAUUACAAGAAAUUGGCCCAUGCGUUCCAAAGUCUUCACAAACUGAAUGAUGUAGGAGGCGGAGAUUACAGUAAUCAAAUCUUGCUUGAUGGAGCUAACGGGGUCGGUGCCCUCAAAGUGAUGCAGUUCCUAAACCAUAUGGAGAGCUCUAUUCUUAAUAUUACUGUAUGUAACGACGGAUCAAAUGGCAAACUCAAUGAGAUGUGUGGAGCUGACUAUGUAAAAGUUCAACAGAAGCCAUCAUCAGGUAUGCCAAGCCAAGUAGCAGUGAAGUGUGUGUCCUUUGAUGGCGAUGCAGAUCGAAUUGUUUAUUUUUACACCGACACAAAUCAGUGUUUUCAUCUCCUUGAUGGCGACAAAAUAGCAACAUUGAUUGCUGGUUAUAUUCAAGAAUUACUAACACAGAGUGGAUUGGAGCUCAAUUUGGGUCUUGUGCAGACAGCAUAUGCCAAUGGAAGUUCCACCAAAUAUGUCUCAGAAACUCUAAAAGUGCCUGUUGCCUGUGUAAAUACAGGCGUGAAACAUCUACACCACAAAGCUCAGGAGUUUGACAUUGGAGUCUACUUUGAAGCCAAUGGACAUGGAACAGUACUUUACAGUAAAAAUGCAGAGGAGAAAAUCCUGCAAGCCUGUGAAGAUCCAAGCCUUUCAAAGGAUCAGCAGAAAUCCGCUACCGUCCUGAAACAUUUUGUUGACCUCACAAACCAGACUGUAGGAGAUGCACUUUCUGAUCUGCUCCUGGUAGAGACCAUUCUCUGGGCUAAAAGAUGGACAGUAGACACAUGGAAUGCAUCCUAUACAGACCUCCCUAACAGACAACUCAAAGUCAAGGUGGCAGACCGAACAGCAGUCCAGACAACAGAUGCCGAGAGACAGUGCACCAGACCGGCUGGCUUACAGGAUGCCAUCAACACCCUGAUAGCGAACUACCAAUCAGCACGCUCGUUUGUAAGACCAUCAGGAACAGAAGAUGUCGUCAGGGUCUAUGCUGAAGCUGCAACGAGAGAACAAGCAGACAAACUAGCUUAUGAAGUGGCAGGGAAAGUAUACGAUCUAACCAACGGUGUUGGUGAUCGUCCAGUAGCUCCAUCAAGCUGAUCUGAUCAUCUUGUAUUGUUCUGAAAUCGCCUUCUAAUAUCUUCAGGAAAGGAUCAAAGAGCUUACAAUCUGUUAUGUAAAUUGACAACAAAGAUUUUGUUUCCUUUUUUUUUUUUUUUAAGUGCUACAUUGUCAUACAUAUAUUUGAUAUUUUAGACUUUUUAACCAUUAACUUGCUGUUUUUACAUUCCAACCUCUUUGGAAACGGAAAUAUUUUAUAGACUUCUUUUCAUUAAAUUGGCAUCAUAGUUUAUUUUAAUCUAUUGUUGCAUUGUUACACAGUCAUAAAAUAUUUUUCAAUCUUUAUAAGCCUUCUCACACUGUUUUAUUUUCUAAAAUAAAACAUUUUACAACUCAGUGGUAUGACAUUAGUGUUAAAAUGCAUAGUUAGGUGCCGAGUACAGUUCAUUGAUGUUUUGCCAAUUUGUAGUGUACCGUGAUGAUUUAAUUUUGUUUUUAUGUGUUACCAAUUUAAAUAAUAUAACACUUUUGACCAUAAAAUGCAUAGCAUUCCGACAUGGUCAUCCAUUCACUGUAUGAUGCACUGUAUUGAUGUUUAUUACCUGCUUACUAAUGAAUUACUAAAUAAAAGAAACAUAGUUAAAAUCAUUAAUAAAUAAGAAUGAUUUUAACCUUGUGGUAAAAGUGAAGACAUAACAUUUUAUUUUUUAUUCCUGUUCAUGAUUUCCAAGUGAAUUGCAAUUCAUUUUUUUUUCAUUUCAUAUAUACUUCCAUGUCAGUUGUGGGAAAAUUAUAUUUUUGGGGGAAAGAGUUACUUUUCAAAUGCUCUAAAUGCUUGUCACGUGGCAAGGAAAUGGUGAUCAAAACCUGUGUAUAACUCUCAUGUGAAUUACAGUUCAGUUGUUUUUAUUGCUGAUAUACUUUCAUAUCACUCGUGAGAAAAUUAUAUAGCUUAUUUUUUUAAGUAUAAGAUUCAAAUGCCCACAAUGCUUGUCAUGUGACAAGGAAAUGGUGAUUAAAACAUGUUUGACAUGUUUAUGACUUCCAUAUGAAUUGCAGUAUUAUUUAGUAUUUUUUUUUAAAUAAUUAUGGAGUUCCAGUACUUAGUACAUGAAUUACAUGUACAUCAUGAAGUAUAUAAAAUUGUUUUUUAAAGGCCCUUGCACACUACAUGAUCCAUUGCAAUUCAAUUUACAAAGGCUUUGAAAUAGCAUUUGAUAUGUGAACAUUCUAAUGAUCAAAACUUCCAAAUAGUGGUAUAAAUACUUUAAUUGAAAUUCCAAUCUCUUUUGAGCCUCUCUAUAGGAAUAAAGCAAAAUCUUAAUGAUGCCAUCAUCGACUGCACCUUCUGUAUCAUUAUUCUUAUAUUUUUUUUGUAACUUAUUUGAUAUCAGGGUUGACUUCUAUUUUCAGUCUUGUUGUAUACAUCAAAACUCUAUAGAUUUAUGCAGGUGUUAGAAACAUGUAUAUAAUAUUAAAGAUGUUAUCAGUAAAAAUAGAUAUUGUAGUAUAAUGCCAAAUUUUAGUUUUCUCAUUUUACAUUUCCAUCUGCCAUGUGCAUAGGUUAUUCUGUAAAGUACGCUUUGUGUAUAUUUCUUAAUAGUGGACAGGUGAGUAUUGAAUUUCCUUCUGUAAGUGCACUUCGAAAAUCUAGACACUUAAUGGUAUUUUUCUGGAUAAAUGUGUUCUUUUCUUGAGAAUUGGUGGAUGGAUUGUAAAAUUUGAAAAAGCGCUCAUUGACACACCAUUUCAUUCACUUUGCAUGAUUCUUUGUUUCUACUAUAUCGUAAUUCCAUCAAGAAAUUUAUAUACUGUUAAUAAACACUUCAAUGGUAUUCUGUAAUUCCUGUAUGUUUAUUUGUAUGUUAAUUUAGAAUUAUUGUCCAUAAAUUGCUCCGCUUUCAAGCUUCAAGCAAGGCUGGAAAAAACAAACUCAGAAUGGUCUAGUCUUUGUUUUAACAGUUUUUCUGUACAUUUUUACUCAGACAGGAAGACAGUACAUGUAUCUGUUGGCAUUCAGUGCACCUAUUUAUUUCAUGAUGAUUGCUGAUUUGAAUUUGUUUGGCACUAAUUAUGGGAUAUCAAUAUGAUUUUAAAAUAUUAUAGGGGGGAAAAUGAGACAGCUGGGAAACUGGACAUUGAACAAUUUUUUCAGGAUAUGAUAAAGACGGCUGUUCAUAAGACGAUUUAACCCUAUAUAUCGCACCAAAGAUUAAAUAACAUUCCACUGUUAUUAGUGUUUCUGCACAGUAGUGUCUCUGUUUAUUGAACAGUAUAUAAGUGUCAUCACUUCUGUGAACUAUGAUUGUAUUCAUCCACCCCCCCCCCUGGCCCCCUUGUAAAGAUGAAAAUAUUCAGAUUUAGCGUAAAAGUAUGAAGUAAGUAUGGGGGUGUCGUGGUCUAGUGGUGAAGACUCUCGUCUUCCAAUCUGAGGGGUGUGGGUUCGAUUCCCAGCCAUGCCGUGCUUUCCUUCGGCAAGAAAUUUACCCACAUUGUGCUGCACUCAACCCAGAUAUUAGGUGGCAGGAAGUAAUUCCUCAAAAAGCUGUGAGCACCUGAAUCGGUAGACUAGUUCAGCUGGGGUAAUAUAGGAGAGUCUUGAGCACAUAACAAGGUAGUCACUUGGCUAUACAAAUCAUUUAUUAUUUAUUACAAUGUUCAUAAAGAGAGAGAAAGAGCAAUAUAUCCACACAUUGCUAUCCCUGUUAAUGUAACCAUUUAUGUGUAUGUUUGUUUCGUUUCUUUCAUUGGAAUACCUUUUGGAUCCAAGGUUGCAUUCUGUGAUAUCCUGAAUAUAAUGACAAUAUAUGAUAAAAACACACGUUUUAAAUGAAAAUUAUUUAAUUUCUUAUUUCCUAGUUUACACAUUGAUGGUGGCUCUCAUCACUUGAUAACAACAUAAUAACACAAGCAAGUCUUCUUAGAUUUUGGAUUGCCUCCACACUAUGUAUACACAUACUCCACCCCCUGGGGAGUAUUCCAGCAAUUGCCUGAUUAAUCUGUCUUCAAUAACAUCCAAAUAUUAUUUGUGAAAGAAGUAGUAUCAAUAUUUUUACUGUCUUGUACUGUAGUGCAAUAGUUACUGUAGCGCUUUGGUGCCAUUUUAGAAAGGAAGAAAAAAAAAAAAGUAAACAAUUUGUGUAGUUCCAGUGCACUUAAUAUUGAUUUGACAUGAAACACAAUUUCUUCUUGUCUGUCUUUUUUUGGUACUAUUUUGAUGUAAUGAUCGUUGCUGGAAACAAAUGUUAUUGAUGUGUCCAUUCCUUGUUUUCAGAUUCAUGUUAUUGAUAGCAAGCAAAGAUAUUCAGUAGUUUUAUUGUUUAAACUUUUAUUUCAUAUGUAUGAGAUCACGAGAUAAGAUACUUGUAAAUAUUUUUGUUAUUAGAUCUAAGAAUCAAUUUUGCAGCUUUCCUCGUGUGAGAGAAGUUCAUUUGUUACUGUAUAUGUUAAUCAAGUGGAAUUGGUGUAAAAUAUAAUAUCUGUUGGCAAUCAUAUUUCAUUUAUUUUCACAUUUGGUUUCAGAUCCAUGUAUGUGCAAUACAGUGCACAUGAAAUCAUUGUGGAUUUCAGUAAAAGGAGGACUUUCAUAACCUCCACUUCAACACCAUACAUAAAAAUGAUAAUGCUUGGCAAUGUUGCAAAAUAAGAACAACAUGAUAUGAUUAAAACAUGUAUUAAUCAUGUGAAGGUGAAACCGUGAAAAAAUCA